Leptosomus discolor (cuckoo roller) is the source of this 1548-nucleotide messenger RNA. Lineage: Eukaryota; Metazoa; Chordata; Aves; Leptosomiformes; Leptosomidae. The record is from RefSeq and is a predicted model, not a curated record.
AUGGACCGAGAUGAUGUGAUACUUACUGGAUUGCCAUUUGAUCCUACAGCAAUGAAAAAUGCAGAGAAGAUCCCUUCGUACAAGUUUUUGCCUCUGAUGUACCAGCUGGCUGCUCGGAUGGGAACCAAGAUGAUGGGUGGUUUAGGAUUUCAUGAAGUUCUGAAUAAUGACAGAAUGGAGGCUGCUCGCAAUAUAAUCAAUAUUGUAAGAAAAAGGAGAGCUCGUAUGGUUAGAAACAUUGAAGCACUUUGUGAUGCUUACAUCACGUUAGCAAAUGUAGAUGCUACUCCAUGGAAAUCUCAAAGAAAAGGAAUAAAUAUUCCAGCUGACCAGCCAAUUAUUAAACUGAAGAACUUGGAGGAUGUUGUUGUUCCUACCAUGGAAAUUAAGGUGGAUCCCACAGGACAAUAUGAAAAUUUGGUGACAAUAAAGUCUUUUAAGCCGGAAUUUCGCUUAGCAGGAGGCCUGAAUCUGCCUAUAAUAAUAGAUUGUGUAGGGUCAGAUGGUAAAGAAAGGAGGCAGCUGGUUAAGGGGCGUGAUGACCUGAGACAAGAUGCUGUUAUGCAACAGGUUUUCCAGAUGUGCAAUACAUUGCUCCAGCAAAACACUGAAACACGAAAGAGAAAGUUAACUAUCCGAAGAUACAAGGUGGUUCCCCUUUCUCAGAGAAGCGGGGUUCUUGAGUGGUGCUCGGGAACAACUCCCAUUGGGGAGUUUCUUGUGAAUGUCGAAGAGGGAGCUCACAAGAGAUACAGGCCAAAAGAUUACUCCAGUUAUCAGUGUCAGAAAAUAAUGAUGGAUGCACAAAAGAAACAUUCUGAAGAGAAAUACAAUAUCUUCAUGAAAGUCUGUGAGAAUUUUCAACCUGUGUUUCGUUAUUUCUGCAUGGAAAAAUUCCUGGAUCCAGCUGUGUGGUUUGAAAAACGAUUGGCAUACACUCGCAGUGUGGCUACAUCUUCUAUAGUUGGCUACAUUCUUGGACUUGGAGACAGGCAUGUUCAGAAUAUCUUGAUAGAUGAGCAAACGGCAGAACUAGUGCACAUAGAUCUGGGGGUUGCUUUUGAGCAAGGUAAAAUCCUUCCCACACCAGAGACUGUUCCAUUUAGAUUAACCAGGGACAUUGUGGACGGAAUGGGUAUUAGUGGCGUGGAAGGAGUCUUCAGAAGAUGCUGUGAGAAAACAAUGGCUGUUAUGAGAAAUUCUCAGGAAGCUUUGCUGACUAUUGUGGAGGUGCUGCUCUAUGAUCCUCUUUUCGACUGGACCAUGAACCCCUUGAAAGCUCUGUAUUUGCAGCAGAGACCAGAGGAUGAGGCUGACAUGAACUCCACGCUCAAUGCUGAUCCGCAAGAAUGUAAAAGAAAAGCCAGCGAUGACCAGAGUUUUAACAAAGUGGCUGAGCGUGUUCUGAUGAGGCUUCAGGAGAAGCUGAAAGGUGUGGAGGAGGGAACAGUGCUCAGUGUGGGAGGGCAGGUGAACCUCCUCAUACAGCAGGCCAUGGACCCUAAAAAUCUGAGCCAGCUCUUUCCUGGAUGGAAACCCUGGGUGUGA